CUCCCCUCCCGACCGUCCGCGACGGUCCCGGCUCGGCGGGCUCCCUGUGCGCGCGGAGAACGGAGCUUCCGGCGGCGGCCUGGUCGGUGCGCUCCGGGGCAGGGACGCGCCACCUCGGGGCGUGAGUGUGCAGCGGGGACGCGUGCCCGGUGCGCAGCCCCACUUCAACAUCUCCAAUGGCUAACGAGGCUCAUCCUUGUCCGUGUGACAUCGGCCAUAGGAUAGAGUAUGGAGGGAUGGGGCGCGAAGUUCAAGUCGAGCACAUCCGGGCUUAUGUCACCAAACCCCCCUUCGACACGGGCAAGGCCGUGAUCGUCAUUCAAGAUAUAUUUGGCUGGCAGUUGCCCAAUACCAGAUAUAUGGCUGACAUGAUCGCAGGAAAUGGAUACACAGUCAUUGUUCCAGACUUCUUUGUGGGGCAAGAGCCCUGGCACCCUUCCGGGGACUGGGCCACCUUCCCGGACUGGUUGAAAACUAGAGACGCCAGAAAGAUCAACAGGGAGGUUGAUGCCGUCUUGAGGUACCUGAAACAGCAGUGUCAGGCACGGAACAUCGGCGUCGUGGGAUUCUGCUGGGGCGGAGUGGCUGUCCAUCACCUGAUGAUGACAUACCCAGAAUUCAGGGCAGGGGUGUCCGUCUACGGCAUCGUCAAGGACUGUGAAGAUGUGCACAGUUUGAAGAACCCCACGUUGUUCAUUUUUGCCGAAAACGAUGCUGUGAUUCCUCUCGAGCAAGUCUCUUUGCUGACCCAGAAGUUGAAGAAACACUGCCAAGUGGAAUAUCAAAUUAAAACAUUUUCUGGGCAAACCCACGGCUUCGUGCAUCGAAAGAGAGAAGAUUGUUCGGCAGAGGACAAGCCCUAUGUUGACGAAGCGAGAAGGAAUUUGAUUGAGUGGUUGCACAAGUACGUGUAGCAGUGGCCAAGGGUAAACUUUCUCAAAGUAGCCUGCAUCCAGAAAUUUCCUUUGGGAUACUUGGGUCGUUUAAUUUUUAUUGAAUAUAAAAUAAAUCUGGGAAUCCUGAAAUUCAUUAUUCCCUCUGAAACAUAAAUGCAGUAGGAAAUGGUAAUGCAUGAUAUACUUUUAUUUUUAACAUAUAUACUAAAAAAAACCAAACCCCCAUCAGUACCUGAAGAAUUCGAAUGGUAGAAUAAUAUCCUAUUAGUAAAAACCUAGGGCUGUUUGUGGACAGCUGACAGCUCAGGUAUGGACUUCUUGGUUCUGAAUUAAGUACAUUCUUUAAAAUGAUGGAUGUUCAUGAAGAACAUGAACCGUAAAGUCAGAUUCGCGGCCCGGUGUCCUUGGGCAUUUGUCUGUCUUAAUGCAGGAGCCUGUCAUGUUCAUGCAUUGCUGACUAUGAGAAACACUGAGGUUAAAAUAGCUCUUUGUUGACCUAAUUAUAUUGAGCCAAUACACUUACUUUUUGAAUGUGUGGCUUUUUCUAAAAGCUAAUAAAGCACCAUGGACUAGA
Molecule: messenger RNA, 1470 nt
Organism: Suricata suricatta (meerkat)
Lineage: Eukaryota; Metazoa; Chordata; Mammalia; Carnivora; Herpestidae
Gene: CMBL
Product: carboxymethylenebutenolidase homolog
Exons: 6
Coding region: 177-914 (245 amino acids)
Molecular function (GO): hydrolase activity
Source: RefSeq, a predicted model, not a curated record